AUUAUUCUUCUAACAAGAAAGCUGUAAAAAUGUCCUCCUAAAGUAAAUUGCUCACACAAACACACACUUCUCUAAACAUUCCUACAAUUAGUUCAUUCAGGAGCUCCAGACUGGAGACCAGAGGCCCCCCGGUCUGGGAUGUGUACCUUACUCAAUGACCCCUUUGUGGGGCUAGUAUUUAUAAAGCCAGACUGCACCUCCAACACCUCCUCAGUCCAUUACACCUUCGCCAUGAGAUCCAUAUGCAGCUGUGCUUUCCUUUUGGUCUGCUUCAUCUGGGCCACAGACGCACAGAACAGCAGUAACCACAUCGAAAUCACCCAACACAGCCGGCCCCAGCCACAGCCGAAAGCAAACCUCUGGGAUGAGCCUAUUCGCUUCAACACCAAAGCCAAAGACACCUGCACUAUGGUGAUCUCCAGCCAGACCAACACCACUAAGCUGCGUGUCUCCUGCAAGAGCAAGGGCAAGUCGUACUGGUGUGAUUUCCUGGGCAAACCCAACCUCUGCAAGUCAUAUAACAACAACCCUCGCCACUACUUCACUCAGAUCAUGUGGGACUUGAGGAAGCUCCACAACGCCUGCCAGGGGUCGAGGGUUUACAAGCCACAGAUGUGCCGCUCUGCUUCCGAUGAGGUCCAAAUGGUGUUCCACAAUUCUUGGCCUAAAAACUCGGUCCCAAAACCUACUCAGGCUUCUCAGAACCAGCAAAAGCACCAGCAGCAGGUUAAGUCCAGCGUCCCCCCUACCAAACCUCCCACCAAGCAGCAGCUUAAACCCCAACAGCCGGCUAAAGCUGCUUCUAAACCAGCCAAGACUGGGGCUUCCAAACCUGCUUCACCUCGAAAACCUGUAAAGGCCAUCACAGUGAGACCCACCGUGGCGGAGGAGAGUCAAUCAGUCAAGAUGGCUGAGGAAUACUGCUGGAAGAGCCUGCAGGGCGUCUGCGCGUACUUCAUCAGCUGGUUCCAGAGUUAAAACAUCACUACAACUGGUUACCAGUGACCUAGAUUGCCUCGCUGAGAUUUCUACAGGGACUCUACAGUGCGUGUGCGUUAUGUGUGUGUUUGUGUUUGUGUGUGUGUGUGUGUGUGUGUGUGUGUGUGUGUGUGUGUGUGUGUGUGUGUGUGUGUGUGUGUGCGCGUGUGUAAGAAUGUCGUUAUGACUGCACCAGUGUGUCUGUGUGUUUUUUUUUUAAUGUGAGUCAUCAUACAGUAUGUGCCAAGUGAAAAUAAGAAUGAAAGAAAGAAACUUUGUAACAUGUUGUUUAAUAAAAAGAUAUUUCAUAA
This is a messenger RNA of Danio rerio (zebrafish), 1289 nucleotides long. RefSeq names its product fibroblast growth factor binding protein 2b (gene fgfbp2b). Gene Ontology annotation, cellular component: extracellular region. Lineage: Eukaryota; Metazoa; Chordata; Actinopteri; Cypriniformes; Danionidae. The record is from RefSeq and is marked validated.